This is a messenger RNA of Gigantopelta aegis, 712 nucleotides long. RefSeq names its product 60S ribosomal protein L9-like. The transcript has 4 exons. The record is from RefSeq and is a predicted model, not a curated record. Gene Ontology annotation, biological process: cytoplasmic translation. Gene Ontology annotation, cellular component: cytosolic large ribosomal subunit; ribosome. Bases 109 to 675 code for a protein of 188 amino acids. Gene Ontology annotation, molecular function: rRNA binding; structural constituent of ribosome. Lineage: Eukaryota; Metazoa; Mollusca; Gastropoda; Neomphalida; Peltospiridae.
AAAUAUUAAUGAAUUUCUUUUGAAACUUCAUGCGAUUGCUUGCCUGGUAUAUAAAUGGCAUAUUUACUACAAAGUUAUGUUACUAAAUAACUUCUUUUAUUUUUAGCCAUGAAGACUAUAAUCUCCACCGAGACUGUUUCGAUUCCUAAAGGAGUAACUGUAAAGGUGAAGGCACGAAGGGUGACUGUGACCGGUCGACGAGGGACACUUGUAAGAAGUUUCAGACACUUGCCAGUUGAAAUGCAGAUAGUUGGCAAGAAGACGUUAAAAGUUGACAAGUGGUUUGGCAAGCACAAGGAACUUGCAGCAACAAAGACUGUAUGUUCUCAUGUUGAAAACAUGAUCAAGGGAGUCACAAAGGGAUUUAUGUACAAAAUGCGUGCAGUUUAUGCCCAUUUCCCGAUCAAUAUAGCCAUUUCUGAUGACAGCAAACAGGUAGAAAUCAGAAAUUUCUUGGGUGAAAAGUUCACGAGACAUGUUAACAUGUUGCCAGGUGUCACAUUCACCACCUCAAAAAACCUCAAGGAUGAGUUCCUGUUGCAGGGAAAUGAUAUUGAACUGGUUUCCAGAUCAGCUGCUCUUAUUCAGCAGUCGACCAUGGUGAAGGAUAAAGAUAUCAGAAAAUUUCUGGAUGGGAUUUAUGUGUCUGAAAAGACCAUAGUUGAUCAGGAAUAAAUGACAUGAAAAAAAGACAAUAAAACUAUCGAGUGGA